AUGGCAGACUGUCACCAGGAUACUGCUGUAAACAGUGGCUGCCUUACCCCUUCGCUGCUGGCUGUGUCCCAGGCAAGCACCAUGCUGGCUAUUUAUGACAUAUACUUUCUAUGUUCUUUCUUGCAGAUGAUAAAACUAACUCCAGGGGUGUGAUACUGGAAAGAUGAAACUAACACACUUGAAUUUGCAAGCUCCAAUCCAGCAGCUGAGGAAAACCCUAAGGAAGAAAAUAUUCACUUUCAGGAAAUGCGUGUCAAGACAUUAAAGAGCAUCUUCCGAGAUGACUGCAGUGUAACGCUCCCUGAAAAGCAGCUGGGUGACAAAGAAAAAUUGCAUAAGCUGUCCAAGUGGGUACAACAUGAAUAUGUGACAUUGGAUGAUGUCAAAUAUGCUGCUUUGCUUUUGAAAUAAUCAAAUGAGUCACAUCACAUGUAUCCUUUCUACCUUCCAUUUAGGAAUGAGAAACUAGAUGAGUUCUUCAUGGCCCUGCUCUUCUACUUAUCUUUUUACUUGGAAAAAAUUGCCCUGGAAAAGAAAUGCAGAUCCUUGAAUUUGACUAUGAUAUUUUUGGAGAAGAAAGAAAUGGACGAUGUGUUGGCGAAGUUAGCGGCGACCAGGAUUCACCUUGCCAAGGUGUACUGUAACCUUAUUCUUGGACAAGGCAUGGCACAGCAGCACCCCAUGCCUAGUGGAAAGAGAAAAGCAUCGUUGCAAAAAGAUCGGAGCUUCUUUGAAGGCUUCUACAACUUCUGCAGCUAUGUGACUUGGCUUGUGUUCAGACGGAAGCACUUCCAAGUGAUUCGGGAAGCAAUCGGCAGGAUCCUUUGCUCUGAUGUGUUCAAUCCUGCCUGAAGAGACAGGAACAAUGUUGACUUGCAGAAACUGCGAGGCCGGACUGCUCAUGCAAAUACAGUGCGAUUGCCGUGUCCGAGAAAAGUCCACGCCAAGCAUCGUUCCAUAAACAGCAUGGUUCACCAGUGCUCACCAGUGCUCAGUAUGCUGCUGCCCUUACCGAAGGACAGUACUCAAUAUCUGUCCCAGAACCACUACUGUCGGGGCAGAGACCCUCAACCUUGCAUGUGUGAUGGCCUGCCGGGCUUCUCUGAGUUGUUCGCUACCAAGGUUGGCAUCACUGGUACUCAUUGUAGUGAGUUAAAAUCUUUUAUGCCUGAUGGGACGAUGGAGGAGGAGGAGGAGGAAGAAGAGGAGGAACAAGAACGAGUAAGGAGUGGUUUCUCCAUCCUGACAAAUGAUCUCAGUUUGCCACCUCUGAGAAGCCCCCGAACAGGAGAGGAGGAAGUGCAGAGCAGCUACUGGUGUCGCUCAGAAGCAGUUGAGCUCCUGGAACUGAAGGAUGAUGUUCACCAUGUUGCGUUUGCCCCUUUCCAGAUUCAAGGCAGGUUCCUCACAGUCUCCUUAAGCAGAGCAGCUCCAUGGGGCUACUUUCUUACCAUGAAAGAGUGA
Molecule: messenger RNA, 1464 nt
Organism: Leptosomus discolor (cuckoo roller)
Lineage: Eukaryota; Metazoa; Chordata; Aves; Leptosomiformes; Leptosomidae
Source: RefSeq, a predicted model, not a curated record